Centropristis striata (black sea bass) is the source of this 3207-nucleotide messenger RNA. RefSeq names its product ankyrin repeat domain 13 family, member D (gene ankrd13d). The record is from RefSeq and is a predicted model, not a curated record. Gene Ontology annotation, molecular function: protein binding. Bases 840 to 2735 code for a protein of 631 amino acids. Gene Ontology annotation, cellular component: cytoplasm. The transcript has 16 exons. NCBI's taxonomy places the organism in Eukaryota, Metazoa, Chordata, Actinopteri, Perciformes, Serranidae.
CCACCCAGCCUCUCCAUAACCUGGAAAUAAAGUGACGCGUAAAUAAAAUAAAUAACGCUGCUGCCGCUGUAAAUAGACUCCGACGUAGCAAACCUGCGUUUCGCACAGGAGCAGCACUGACAGAUGUGGUCUUUGAUAAUGACCGUCAGCCGGCCAGGGCUGAGUGCUAUCGGCUGUAGCUGUCACCUCCAUUCCAUCGGACGCCCUCAGCUCCAGUGACCUGGAUGUGAAAGUGGAAUAAAGGCCGUAUCUCGCUUUAUUUGACACACCGCAACAACCCUGCGAUACAAACGGGGAUGGUUCCAGUAACAGCGGGGUAGCGAGCUCACUUCAUCAGCCGGUGAUUUUAUGUUUUUCUCCUCGGAACAUAACACAUCGUGAAAGAAAAUGUGCGGACUCGGGAGGAGCAUUUUCGUCCGGCUAAAUUAGUUGUCUUGGUUGGGAAUAAUGGAGAACAGGUGCCAAAAGGAGCAGGAAACAAUGUUGUUAUUAGCCAGUUAGCUAACGUUAGCUGAGCUAGCUGUUAGUUAACGUUAACUACAUCAAAUUAGUGGGCUGAGUUAGCCGAGCUAACUCAGCCCACUAAUUCAAAUAGGCACGCACAUUAUACUUCUUUAUUUGCUGCCUAACGUUAGCCACUGACUAUUUUCUUAGUGACCGUUUUUUUCAGUGAAACACUUUGAGCGUUUUCCCAUUUUCUGCCGUUAACUAAGGUGUCUUAGCUAGCCAGCUAACCAGUUCACUACAGUCUACUCUGGUGUCACUGCAAUCUGUUGGCUGCACAAGUCAUAUUGCAAACAUAGCUUUACUACUGUUUAAUUUCCAAGCGAACGACAACCAUGGCUCAAGAAGCGUUUCCUCUGCAUUUUCUGGUGUGGAACAAUCAAUACCUGGAGCUUGAUCGAGAGCUGCAGAAGAAAGAGCAGGAUGUGGAGCGCCUGGAUCCGAGAGGGCGCACCCCGAUGGAGCUGUCUGUGUGUCUGGGCCACCUGGAGUCCACCAGGGUGCUGCUCAGGCACUCUGCAGACCCCACACACAACAACGCACAGGGCUGGACCAUCUUGCAGGAGGCGGUGAGCACCGGGGACCCUGAGCUUGUUCAGCUGGUACUUCAGUACAGAGACUAUAAACGUGCCACUGAGAGACUGGCGGGCAUCCCAGAGCUGCUCAGCAAACUAAGACAGGCACGGGAUUUCUAUGUGGAGAUGAAGUGGGAGUUCACCAGUUGGGUGCCCUUGGUGUCGAAGGUGUGUCCCAGCGAUGUCUACCGGGUGUGGAAGAGUGGCUCGUGCCUCCGUGUGGACACUACCCUUCUGGGCUUCGAACACAUGACCUGGCUGAAAGGACGACGCAGCUAUAUCUUCAAGGGCGGGGAUGAAGGUGCCGUGGUGAUGGAGGUGGACCAUGAGAAGCAGGUGGUGUACACAGAGCCACUUGUGUUGUCUCCCCGAGAUGCGCCUUCCCUCCUGGCAGCCAUGCAGCCGUCACAGGAGAACACAGCCCAGAGACUUACAUCACCCAUCGUCUCCACACACCUCAACACACGCAACAUUGCCUUCGAACGGAACAAGUCUGGAAUCUGGGGCUGGCGCUCUGAGAAGAGUGAGGUGGUCAGUGGGUACGAAGCCAAGGUUUACAGUGCCACCAAUGUAGAGCUGGUGACUCGGUCAAGGACAGAGCAUCUUUCAGACCAGGAUAAGUCGAGGAGCAAAGGCUCAAAGACUCCUCUGCAGUCCUUCCUGGGGAUUGCUGAACAACAUACAGCUCACAAUGGGAGUAAUGUGUCCCAGUGCGCUAGUCCUCACAACCCCACAGCCAUCACAUCUGAGGAGUACUUCAACCCGGAGUUCAACCUGAACGGCCGAGACAUCGGACGUCCCGUCGAGCUCACCAGCAAAGUCCAGAGGUUUAAAGCGACACUGUGGCUAAGUGAGAGUCACCCUCUAUCCCUGGCCGAGCAGGUGACGCCCAUCAUCGACCUCAUGGCCAUCUCCAACGCCCACUUUGCCAAGCUACGUGACUUCAUCACCCUGCGCCUGCCGCCAGGCUUCCCUGUCAAGAUAGAGAUUCCCCUGUUUCACGUGCUGAAUGCCCGGGUGACGUUCAGUAACCUGUGCGGCUGCGACGAGCCGGUCAGCUCUGUGACGGUUCACACACCAGAGAGCUCCGAAGAAGCUGGUCAGGCACCCCCACCCUUCCACUGCGAGGUGGACCCCUCAGUGUUUGAGCCUCCCGCAGACUACACCACCCUUGGUCCAGGCCGCAGCGAGCCAAUGAGGGACGAGGACGAUAACCUGCUGCAGUUUGCCAUCCAGCAGAGCCUGCUGGACGCUGGCACAGAGAGUGACCAGGUGACCAUCUGGGAGGCUCUGACCAAUAGCCGCCCGGUGCUCCAGUCUCCACUGUAUGAGGAAGACUCUCAGCUGGAGAGGGCGAUCCAGGAGUCUCUGUCCAUCUCGCUGGCCAGCAGAGAGAGAGAAGACACAGCCGACCCCAGCCAGCCGCCUUCUGUGUCCCCGUCGGACCCCACCCCCACCGCCAACUCCCCGCUCUCCUACAGCACAGUGACCGACCCGCAGUUAUCUGGGCACUUCGGUGUGGCGUCAAGCUUCGACGAGCAGCUGCGUAUCGCCAUGGAGAUGUCGUGCCGGGAGCAGGAGGAGCUGGACAGGAAGCAGAAAGAGGAAGAGGAUGAGCUGGAGAGGAUCCUGCAGCUGUCACUCACCGAGAAGUAAUGUCACAACAACAACUACAGUGGAAGCGCGUCUUCAUUGGGGAACAAUCUUCUUAAUUUAUUCUGUUUUUAUUUUUUAAAUCCUUGAAAUGUUAAGUUAUUACAGAUUACAGAUUUUAUUUGUCUUUCUCACACGGAGGCUGCUACAACAGAGUGUAAAGGACCAGAAUAUAAGAGGUGUGAGGGAUUAAUUAGACGGUACUCUAAAACACACUACAGUGAUGGAGGAGACAAAAGGGAGUCUUUGUUCUUCUUUUUUUUUUAUUGAAUAUUUUUCACAGUCUUGCUGUCUUUAUUGAGUGAUGAAUGAUCCUUGAACUUUAAACCUAUAACAUGUUCCAUGAUAAUGAUGAAAAAUAAGAAAACACAAUCUUAAUGGAAUAACUUAUAAAAAAAAUAUGAUUAUAACAUUUAAAACAUUUAUGUUGGCUUACUCCUGUGUGUGAAAAAUAAAGAAUAAUGAUCAUCCUGGA